Messenger RNA from Stegostoma tigrinum, 3513 nucleotides. RefSeq names its product collagen alpha-1(XXI) chain-like. The transcript is spliced from 30 exons. The record is from RefSeq and is a predicted model, not a curated record. The coding region runs from base 400 to 3270 and encodes 956 amino acids. NCBI's taxonomy places the organism in Eukaryota, Metazoa, Chordata, Chondrichthyes, Orectolobiformes, Stegostomatidae.
GCAGGGGAGCGCGCACUGGAGUUGUGAGGACGCAUGCAGGGCUGAAAGUCAGGGACCCCGGUGUGUGGAUGGAUAGAAUAGACACAGAAAGGGGCGGAACAGACAGACUGUGUAAUGCACAGGAGAGGGGACUUUGCUGAGUGCUCACACAUUAACCUGACCACUGAGAGAGCAGGCACAAGUGGGCAGAAACUCAUCUGAAAAUCAGAUGCACAAAAUUGACGAAGGGAGAAGGAAGAGUACAGCGGCAGCGAUGCAGAGUGACCACAAAUAAACUGACCAGACAGUUGCGAUUGAAAUAGGAACAGCGACGAAGUGACCAGUGAUCAGCAAGCAACGUCCCAGUGAUUAGUGAACCAGCACUCCCAGACUCAGGAGUGCUGAAAUCUUUCAGGUACAAUGAAGUCAUGCAUAUUGCAAGCUGUCGUGAUCUGUUUGUCAUCUCAUUUAUUUAGUGGGGCUGUGCAGGAUGAAAAUGUAAGAGCAGGAUGCAGAACAGCAGUGAAUGACUUGGUUUUCAUUAUGGAUGGAUCUUGGAGUGUAGGAUCUAACAACUUUGAAAUAGCAAAAACGUGGCUUGUUAAUGUCACAAGUGGCUUUGAUAUUGGACCUGAAUACACUCAAGUAGCCGUUGUCCAGUACAGUGACACCCCACGUCUGGAGAUUUCAUUUGGCCAAUUCCUGAUCAAUAAAGAACUAAUUGCUGGAAUAGAAAGUAUUCAAUACCUUGGUGGAAAUACUCAAACGGGUCGUGCUAUUAAGUUUGCAACAGAGAUUGUUUUUCCGUCUUCACAAAGAAACAAGACAGCUAAAAACAAAAUUGCUGUUGUCGUCACAGAUGGAAAGUCUCAAGAUGAUGUUGUUGAUGCUUCUGUUGAAGCACGUUCUAACAAAAUUAUCCUGUUUGCUGUUGGAGUUGGAUCUGAAAUAACCGAAUCAGAGCUUAAAAUGAUUGGCAACAAACCCUCUACAACUUAUGUCAUAUUUGCUGAUGAUUACAGAACUAUAGACAGAAUUAAGGAAGCAAUGCAGCAGAAGAUAUGUGAAGAAUCGGUAUGUCCUACAAGAAUUCCUGUAGCUGCACGUGAUGAGAAAGGUUUUGAAUUAAUUGUGGGCUUUAAAAUACCACAAAAAGCUCAGGAAAUAUCUGGAUCAUUGACGACAGAAGCAGGUUUCUUAUUGACAUCUCAAACAGACGUGACAGAGAAUACUAGAGACAUAUUUCCAGAGGGCCUGCCUCCAUCUUAUGUGUUUGUUGCUACACUACGUUUGCGAAGUCCAGCCAACAAACAGAAAUUUGACUUAUGGCGAAUCUUAUCUAAAGAAGGAAUUAUUCAAGCAGCUGUCACAAUUGAUGGUGAACAACAGGCUGUGUUCUUUACUACUACAAGUCUGGUCAAUGAAAUCCAGACAGUGACAUUUGAAGGUGGCAAACUACAGGAAUUGUUUAAUGAAGACUGGCAUCAGUUGAAGAUACUGGUAUUGGAAGUGGAGGUCACCUGUUUCUUGGACGACAUAAAGAUUCAGAGCAAACGUCUUGAGCAAGUCAUUCCUAUAUUUAUAAAUGGGAAAACCCAGGUGGCCAAACAUGUGAAAAGAGAGAUAUCUGUACCUAUAGAAAUACAGAAACUUCGACUCUACUGCGAUCCACAGCAAAGUGAUCGGGAAACUGCCUGUGAAAUCCCUUCAGUGGAUGACAAGAGGUGCCCACCGGACAGAAUGGAGCCCAAGACAGUCUGUGCGUGUCCACCAGGCCCACCAGGAUUACAUGGUAUUCCUGGACAAAAAGGGUCUAAGGGAAAUUCUGGUAAACCAGGAAAAUCAGGAAUGAAUGGUCUACCUGGACGACCUGGUGACCAAGGUAUUCCAGGUAUACUUGGCUCUCAAGGCGUACAGGGUCGGCCUGGUAUGCCUGGAUCUGCAGGGGAGCCUGGACCAAAAGGAGACACAGGUGAAAAAGGACAACGUGGUUUUCCUGGUAUUGAAGGGCUUUUGGGUCCACAGGGACCUGAAGGACCAACUGGGCGGCAAGGAAUACCAGGAAUGCGUGGAAUAAAGGGUAAUAAAGGUGAAAAAGGAAUACCUGGCUCUCCUGGGCAGCAUGGCCCUUCGGGAGAACCUGGAAUUCCAGGAACUAAUGGCCUUAUAGGAUUACCUGGGUUAAAGGGAGAAAAUGGUAAUCCCGGUUUGCCAGGGAGAAAUGGACAACGUGGGCCACUGGGCUUUCGAGGUCUUCCUGGACCCCAAGGUCUACCAGGACUCAAGGGGCAAAAAGGAAUGACUGGUCAAAGGGGAGCCGAAGGGCAGCCUGGGAUACCGGGUAAGCAAGGACAUCAGGGAUCACCUGGGCAUGAUGGACCACCAGGGCCAACGGGGGACGUUGGUGCACCAGGACUACCAGGUCUUCCAGGGCGUCCAGGCUCAGCUGGUUUGAGAGGAGAGCCAGGACUUCCAGGACAGACUGGCCUAGUUGGGAUUCCUGGAGCAAAGGGAAAUAAGGGUGAGCCAGGAAAUCCUGGGAGGAAAGGGAGCCAGGCUGAGAAAGGUGAAGAAGGACCCCCUGGGUCACCAGGGCUACAGGGAGCAGUUGGUGCUAAAGGAGCAAAAGGCGAGAAAGGUAAUGCGGGACCAUCUGGUGAGAGAGGAAUUGAUGGCAAGAAUGGAGAGCCUGGUCUAAUGGGCCCAGUAGGACCUCGUGGACCUUCUGGUCAGGAAGGCCCUUAUGGACUGCCUGGUGUUCCUGGACUUCCUGGGAAACCUGCAAAGCCUAUCACGGAUGAACGCGUAAUGAAACUUUGCAGUGACAUGCUUCGCACUCAGUUGCCAUCGCUACUUCAAAGCAUGAGACCCAGCUGUCAAUGUGAAGGAAUUAAGGGAACACCUGGACAACCAGGCAUGCCAGGACAGAAAGGACAACAGGGAUUACCCGGCUACCCAGGCAGAGCAGCCAGACGCGGGUAUCGAGGUCUGCCUGGUGCGCCUGGACUCCCAGGGAUGAAAGGUGAGCAGGGACCAAAAGGAGCCAAAGGUAUGAAAGGUGAAGAGCACCCAGGGUUACCUGGCCCACCUGGUCAAGCAGGUCUACCAGGAUUACCAGGUCCAACUGGUCAUGGACUGCCAGGAGUAGAUGGCGAACCUGGAAGGAAUGGAGCGCCCGGGAGUCCAGGAAAGCGUGGAGCACCAGGUCCACCCGGAGUAUGUGAUAUAUCAAGCUGUUAUAAUUCCUAUAAUAAUGGCCGAAGCCCGUUUAACAAAGGACCACAUUUUUGAAGGUCUAGGAGCUGCAUCCAGUCACAUCAUCUCAUGUGUCUUUUACUUGUUGCCAAAUAGGAGGAAACAGUUUCUCAGGAAGAACACAAUUGGCAUGUGAACCAAUAGCUAUUUACAGGUUGCAGUCUGUUAUCAUGGUAUGCUACUGAUUUCAAUACAAACAUUUUAAACACACCGCGUGCUGUGCAUGUAUGUUUAUCCCCUACAGAUUUUUUUAAAUAAUAAAUUUUGAUAGCAGCUUUA